This is a messenger RNA of Exserohilum turcica Et28A, 524 nucleotides long. RefSeq lists its product as uncharacterized. The coding region runs from base 65 to 301 and encodes 78 amino acids. The record is from RefSeq and is a predicted model, not a curated record. The transcript has a single exon. Gene Ontology annotation, biological process: anaphase-promoting complex-dependent catabolic process. Gene Ontology annotation, cellular component: anaphase-promoting complex. Lineage: Eukaryota; Fungi; Ascomycota; Dothideomycetes; Pleosporales; Pleosporaceae.
CUUCCGCCCCUCACUCCACCGCCGCGUGCCCUCUACAAUUCCGCACAUCCCACAUCAGAUCAUCAUGCUGCGGCGAGCCCCAACAACAAUUACGCUGACGCAAACCGACAUUGAGCAAUGGGAAGCCAAUCGUCAACGCAAGCUGCACGAGGCGCAGCAGGCGCAGCGUGAGGCCGAGGCCGAAGCCGAAGCGCAGGCGCAGCAGCAGCAGCAGUCUAGCGCUGAUGGUGGUGGUAAUGCGAAAGAGGGGCGGCAGCAGAGGUCCAAGAAAGAGCGGAUUAUGGGGAGGAGUAGUGGAUGAAGAGGGGAAGGAAGCGUUGCGUAAGAGUGUGUGGCUUAGUUGGUGGUUUGGCAGACAAGAGGGGAGGAUGAGGAGGAAAGGGAAGGUUUUGCGAUGUGGUAGGAUGGAAAUGGAGGGAUGGGGAGGGGAGUUGUUGAAUGUAGGAGAGGAGAUAUGCAAGUGUUUUGAUUGGAGAAAGAAAGAAAAAAGAGAAUGGCAUGUGCAUGUGUGGGAAUAUUUUGGC